AUGGACCCGGCCAAUGCCAGUCUGCUGAAUCCUGCCGGUGCGAGCCGGCCAUACGUGGCAGCGCCCUCCAGCUCCUCGUCCUCGUCCUCGCUACCGCCGGCCAACUUCCCCCACGAUUCGCAUCCCCGCCUCUCUCUCGUGUCGCCUACCCGCAUCACCGCAGGCUCUGUUGUCUCGGCCCUCAUCGGCUUUUCCCUGGGCGCCACCCAGGGGGGCAACACCGCACAACUGCGAUUUCGCGCUGAACAUGCUCACAAAAUGCCCGACUCCACAGCCGGAUGGUAUCUCUAUCAUAAAACCAAGAACUAUCACGCGAUGCAAGGGGGAAUUCGCGAAGGUUUCAAGAUGGCAGCCCGGACUGGUUUCUGGAGCUGCAUGGCGCUGUCAUUGGAGAGCACGGUUGACCGAUGUCGUGGGGCCACCGACAUGUUCUCGACAAUCAUUGCAUCCUUGACGGUAGCGGGAGCAUUCUCAAUAUGGCACCGAUUCUCCGUUAGCACAGCAGCACGGACAGCAAAGUCCGGGCUUCUAUUUGGCAUAGUGUAUGGAGGCAUUCAAGAUCUGCUUGGGCUGGCCCGAGGCAGGCCGAUAGGCUACGUAGAUUUUGUCCGACGUCGGCUGGGCAGGGGUUCCACUACGUCUGCGUUGGAUGAUCGCGAUGCGCAAUAG
Clonostachys rhizophaga is the source of this 669-nucleotide messenger RNA. The record is from the annotation of a GenBank genome assembly. Lineage: Eukaryota; Fungi; Ascomycota; Sordariomycetes; Hypocreales; Bionectriaceae.